AUGGCGCUGAAACAGAACAUCGAAUCCCUCCCGAUGGAGGUGCUCCGUGGCGUAUUCUCUCAAAUGGGCGACAAGGAGUCCAUCAAGCAAUCCCGCCUCGUUUCUCGGACCUUCAACGACGCGGCUGCUCCGUAUCUCAUAGACGAGGCGCAUGUCCGCGUAACCUCCAAGUCUUUAUCACGACUUGAAGAGCUCUGCGACCAUGACAUAUUCUCCAAAUCCAUCACUGACGUCACUAUCCUUCUCUCCCAGUACGACGUCGGCAUGGCCGCGGACCGGUCUCUCUUCAUGCAGGAUUGCAACGGGCGCCUACUUCGGAAUAUGGAGAUGCGCGAACGCAUGGGGGCCUAUAAAUGGCGUCGCAUAGUCGCCGGUAGGUGCGGCAAGAGAAACCCUCCAUUCAGCUACGAGGAUAAAAACAGGGAGGAGGAUCUCCAGAGAGAGAUUGAACAGCAACUUUGGAAACUAGUGUACUCCAAUCCUGUGCUCCUGAUGGUAUCAGAAGAAGAUUUCCAAGAGGAAGAAGCCGAUCCGUUUCAAAAGGUCGCCAUGCGAAUCCACACCAGAUAUAAGGAACGAUGCGAUGACCAGGAGAGGGUAAGGCGGGGGAACAGCCACGUUGACCGCAUUUGCUCUGCGUUGGCCAAGCUCCCGAACCUCUGCAACCUUCUCCUCCACGACCCAUACCUUGUAGUGGACGACGAAUUGCAAGCUUCUGAUUUCCCGGAUCUCGGGUACGAUCGGAGGAUGCUGGAACACUUCGACUGUAUGCUCUCGCCUUCGCGGUGGUGCGGCUCGUUUACCACAAACUCUACUAUUGUCCCGCCAGUUGAGAUGCUCGGAGAGCUCUGCGCCCGGCUCGGUCGGAGCCAGAUCAAACCUCGAUCAGUAUGCGUGAAACUGAACGCACCCGCGGACCUGCGCCGCAUCACGUUGUCAGAGGAUCAGCAGGCCGGCCUCAAACUUCUCAUGUCCAAAGCCACCUAUGCCAGGCUGGACGUGGACGGGUGGGAAAGGACACGUGACGGGAUGGGGGAAAAUGAUCGGCCCAGGGAUGAAAUGCUCGCCCUCUGCUCCUUCACCAAGCCCUUCUUUACGGCUCCUAAGCUGGAAAAAUUAAAAAUCGUCUUUCCCACUUAUACGUACCACUUUAACCCCCCCGAGGUCGGAAUAUCUGAUAUCCUACCCCUGGAGAGCCCUUGGCAGCACCUGGAUACUCUGACUCUCUUAUACCAGCCCGCCAAACUCGAGGAUCUGAGCGCGCUUGUCGCUAACCAGGGAAACACCAUUACGAAUUUUCGGUGGGACCACACUUGGCUUCUGACUGGCCGUUGGGAUGAAGCUGUCGAGGUGCUACGGGGUUUCCGAAAGCUCAGCAAGGUAUCCGUGGACUACCCGAAAGGUGGAUGCUGUAAAUCACCAAGCAGUCGUAUAUUUAAGACACCGCACGAGGAAAUCUGUCGCUACAUCCUCAAGGAAACGGAUGUCAAUCCUCUGAUCCCUGAGGAUACAAGCUAG
Molecule: messenger RNA, 1518 nt
Organism: Clonostachys solani
Lineage: Eukaryota; Fungi; Ascomycota; Sordariomycetes; Hypocreales; Bionectriaceae
Source: the annotation of a GenBank genome assembly